UUUAUUCAGCUGUGUGUCAGAUGUGCUGUAAGCUAUGCAACUGCAUCACAGCUAAUUAAAUAAGGAACCAGAGAUGAUAAAAGUUUGAGUUGGGCUUUAAAUAUACAGGACUUUCUACUGUAGGCUAUGCGAUCUGAACUACUGAUCCCUCCGGUCUGAAAUGAGCAUCUCCACUGAGGAAACCCUGUUGGAUUUAAAUGAGAGUGGGCGUGGCCUGCAGGUGUGGUCAGCCACACCCUACUUGAUCAGUUUUGGUAGAGGCUUUAUUACUUUGAUGCCUCUAACCGAAGAAUUAUCCCAGAUUGGUUUUGAGGAUGCGGAGUCGCCACAGGAUGUUACCGCUGGGGGUCCAGGGAUCCAGCCGCACCACUGUGUCAUCACCAACAGUGCCGGAGUUAUUACUUUACACCCCGAUGGAAAUAUGUGCCAUGUUGAUGGAGUUCCAGUCACCGAGCCGACAAAGCUCACUCAUGGGUGCACUCUUUGUCUGGGUAAAUCUUUUUUCCAUUUCAACCACCCAGAGGAGGCUAAUCACAUGAAGAACAUGCUGCCAGAAAAGACUGCAGGACCCGCACUGUCCCUCAGUACGGAUACAACAAAGUUUCAUUCAAAUGGCAGUACAUUGGUAGGAUCCAGCAUUCGUGGCACACGCUCUAAGGCGGAGCUUCAGGAGUUGAUGGAGAGCUUGCAGCGCAGGAAGUCCGCUCUGGAGGCCAGCUUAAAGGCUACUGCAGACCGCGGUUACCUCACUUUGUCCCCACCUCCCAGUCCCCAAUCGCCAUCAUCCUAUCUACAGGACCGACCACCCCUUUCCAUACGAGUCCCAUCUCCUUACACACCCUCCAGCAGCUUGAGCAUGCCACCAUCGCCCCAUCACUCAGAGCGGCCCAUUAGCCCUGUCCCAACCCAAACCCGCCCCCGGCACCAAUCGCAGGACAACCUUUUGCUUUGCCUUCCUUCAGAAGGGCGACAUCCCAAUACUGCCAACUCACUGCUUUCUAUGUGGAACGGCUCUUCUUCGUCCUACAUAACCGAUGCUCUUCCUUCAUCUCGUCGAGGUCCAAGCGGGGCAGCCAGCAUGCCCUCCAGUCCUCGCUUGGGACGCAGGUUGCUAGUAAGAGAUGGGGAAUCCACCGUUGACCCAUUGCUCCGUCAAAGGAAAUACUCCACCGGCUCUCUGAAUGGCCUCGGAGGACACAGUCGGUCUCUGCCCAGGUUGUAUCGAGGAGAUGCCCCAAUGCUUUCUUUGCCACCCCGACGUACCACCAAACCACGCCGCAGCCUUCCGUCCUUGGAGAAGCCUCCAGAUGUAACCGUGACUGCUAACAUGACCAACAGUUCUCGCAGGGCCAGCCUCUGUUCUGUGGGCUCUGCCCCAUGUUUGGAUUUAGGCGUAGGAGAAAGACGGCUGUCGUUUGGUAAAGGAGGCCUGGGGCCCGGGAUGGGGCCGAGGAGGGGCAGUAUCAGUUCUCUGAGUGGAAAAGAAGAACUCAGAGAUUAUCAUCAGAGGCAAAGAGAUGAGAGACUACGAGAACAGGAAGUAGAAAGACUGGAACGCCAGCGACUCGAAACUAUCCUGUGCCUUUGCUCUGAGCUGGGCCGGUCUGAACUGGGCCGGAUGGAGACAGACUCGGGUGUUUCAGCUGUAUCGGACCUGCAGAAGAUCAACCGAGAGCUGGAGAAGCUGCAGGUGUCUGAUGACGAAUCUGUGUUCUCAGACUCUGCAGCAGCGUCUCUGGACAGCGGGUUUGUGGGUAAGGGUCGUGGAGAGGUCCUGACCCAGAAGCAGCGCAGACUCAGCGGACACAGGGAGACCAGGCCCCAGUCACCCACCACCAGCCUGCGAAGCUCAGUGCCCUCACCCUCUCCACACCUCCGCAGCAAGCAGGUGUCUGAAGACAUGCAGCUCAGACAGGAAGUGACACGUAUUGAAGAGGAGAGGAUUCAGGUGCUUAACAACAUCGAGGAACUUGAACAGAAGAUAAGAGAUCUGGACACACAGAUGGACGAGUCUAUCAGAGAGAUGGAGGUGGAGAGAGCUCUUUUAGACGGAGAGCAGGAGGCAGAAGUGGCUCAGCUACAGAGCGAUAAAGAAAUGCUGGAGCAACUUAACGAAAAAAUGGCCAACAUGGAAAAAAAUGCAAAAAAAAAUCAAACUCAGGACAAAGCCCUGUUGGACUCAGAGAGAGUUAAAGUAGAGAGGCUAGCUGAGCUGAUCUCAGAGCAGAAGACCCAGUUGGACACCUGUCCUGAAGCACUGAAGGAGCAGCUCCAGAAUCAGCUAUCCAGGCUCUGGAAAUACCUUUUGUUCUUGUUGGACACCGAAGCUUUGGAAGCGGAAACAAAGCGUUUUGAAGAUCUUGAGUUUCAGCAGCUGGAAAAAGAGAGCCGUCAAGAUGAAGAGAAGGAGACUCAGACGCAGCAGCUCCUCAGAGAGACUGCAGAAUAUCAGAGAUCUGUUGUCUCUCGCAAGGAGAGGCUACUUACCCUGAAGAAGCAGUCGACCCAGAUUACCCAGCAGGCACAGCGGGAAAAGGAGAACUUUUUGAAGGAGAAGAGCAACCUCAUUUAUAUGCUGCAAAGGGAACGGGAGAACCUUACAUCUCUGGAAAGGAAGUACUCUGACCUGACAGGUGGUCAAGCCUUUCCCCUCAACCCUGUGUCCAUGAAGGAGCACUUUCGCUCUCUGGAGGAGAGGAGGCGGAGCAAUGGCAGUAAAGAGGGCGGAGUUGUCCUGACUGACGGCGGAAUGUCCCGUAAAAGAGAGAGGCAGAGCUCCGGGACCUUAAACUCUGCCCUUAAUCGCAGUCUGUCGCCCAAGGUCAGACAACAGAUACGGCACAUAGGAAAACCCCAUAUGCCCCUGUCUCAGAGCUCUAGCUGUGGUAGUGUACUCCCCCGCACUCUGUCUGUCACCUCCCGUGAUCUGGACACCCGCCGCCUGCUCAAGGCAGGUCAGCUGUUCUUGAAUGAUGAGAGGCAGAGAAUGAGCGAGAUGUCAAAUAGGGCACUUUCUGAAACAAAUGUCUUCCUGGAGCCGUUCCACUACAUGGAUAACGGGCACAACUUUGACACAAUGAGUGUGGACAGUACAGAAAGCCUGGAGACCAGCAUUUCUGCCUGUUCACCGGACAACAUCUCGAGCGCCAGCACAGCUAACAUGGCGAAGAUUGAGGAGAUGGAGCGCAUGCUAAGAGAAGCUCAAGCUGAGAAGAACAGGCUGCUGGAGCACAGGGAGCGGGAGAUGGAGCUGCGCAGACAGGCUCUUGAAGACGAGAGGAGAAGGAGGGAGGAAUUGGAGAGAAGACUGCAGGAAGAGACGAACCGAAGACAGAAACUAGUGGAGAGAGAGUCUCGUCCCCUGACGCGAUACCUCCCAGUGAGAAAGGAUGACUUUGACCUGAGAGGUCACAUCGAGGCGGCGGGUCACCAUCCUGAAACAUGCUUUCACUUGGCCAUCACAGAGAAGACCUGCAGGGGGUUCUUGGUCAAAAUGGGUGGGAAAAUCAAAACCUGGAAGAAGCGCUGGUUUGUCUUUGACCGCAAUCGAAGGACACUGGCAUAUUAUGCUGAUAAACAUGAGACCAAAAUGAAGGGUGUUAUCUACUUCCAAGCCAUCGAAGAAGUGUAUUACGACCACCUAAAGAACGCACACAAGAGCCCAAACCCCUCUCUGACGUUCAGCGUGAAGACACAUGACCGGGUUUAUUACAUGGUGGCUCCUUCCCCAGAGGCCAUGAGAAUCUGGAUGGAUGUUAUCGUCACUGGAGCGGAGGGAUACACGCACUUCCUGGUGUGAGCAGGACUCAUCUUUGUUAAACAAGCCCGGGUUGACCUUCACACUUCAGCUCGGCCUGCUGAAAGCGUCCAGAUAAUGGGCUCGUUUUCCACGUCCCCCUUUCUGAAGAGGUCACACUUCUCUGAUUCUCUUUUAUCAGUACUGAUCGUGACGAGUGCGUCGACUGUUCGUUUUGCAGACGUCCAUGACCUAGUUUGGAAAAAAAACUGGUGCUUUACCCGCUGCGUCCUGUCCCGAGUUUACAGAGGCAGCUUUCAGACUUCAGAGGUACCAACUCUUGAAUUUUUCACCCAUUUUGUUCACUUCCGGGGUGAGACUUAGAACAGAUGUAAAUAAGAAAUCGCUCACUGGUCUUCACAUUUUCACAAAUGUGCCAACUCACAAGGAAGCUGGAUAUACCUCAAAGAUUAACUGAACCAAAAACUUCAAUCCAGCUGUUCUGGAGUGCCAUACAGACUCUAACAAACAUCAGGGUAUCGCUCAGUACUGUUUUUAUAUCCAGUACUGAACAUGAAUUUAUAAACUCUUUUUUUUUUUUUUUAUCAACCCUUGUAUGUCUGGAAACUUUGUAUGAUUCCCUCAUUUACCAAGUGCCUUACAUUUGUCAAUAUACUAUGAGGAGAGCUAUAUAUUUAGGUUAUUACAAGUGUUGUUUUGUAUUGAUCAGUUGUGCCUCCCCGAUGCUCAGGAACAUUCCAGAAGAAAGUAUUUAGCAGCAAAGACGAGCUGAGUUUGUGUUUCAGUGUGAUAUGAAUGUAAUAACUCACACCCAUCAUUUAAGAUGCCAUCUUUCAUAGGUGAUGCUCUCGAUAAUUUAGCACAAAUGCUUAUUUUCAUACGAUUUUUGAUUAGAAUCGUAGAUUUCUUGAUUGUGUGUUGUACUGCAAUCGACCAGCAGAGGGCUUUAGCUGAUAUGAUUACAGAAUUUAUUCACUGUAAGAAUUUCAUUAAUCUGAAAUAGGACACGUUUAAAGUUUAGUUUUGUUACCGCUGAACAAAUCUAUACCAUUUAUGUAGUAAUCUAUAUUAUAUCAGAGUCUGGGAAUAAUAGCAUGGCUGAACUUAUUGUGUGUAUCUCGUGUUAUUUUUGUUGUGUAGGAAUCAGUAUAUUCUCAUUUAGAGUGAUAAUAGUAAUACAGAAAUGAUAUGAAUAUUGAUGUCAAGAAGAAAUGCCAUGGUUGUCGUAUUAGGAAAAAAUGAACACACAGGUGCUAUCUGACAGCAAAAUGCCUAGUUUUGCUUCAGGAACCAGAUUUUUAGAAAUUAGAAAUAUAUAUGUGGUGUUUAAAAAUUUUACCAUCCAAAUGAGGCAAUAUUUAUUAAUUUUAUUUUCAUCGUUUUUUUCCGUGCCAUCAUGCCAAUUUAAGAAACCAAAUUGACCAAACUGCCUUGCAUCAUUUGUGCAGUCAUUCGACCUUAUUUCAAUCUUUUCCGGCAAACACUUUGACUUUUUAAACAAAAAUUUAGGCUGUGAAAUGAAUUUAUUUUAGUAGAUCAAUGCUCACUGUCGGGAAGGUUACUUUGGAAAUGAAAUAAUUUACAGAAUACAAUUUACCCUAUUUAAAAUGAAAUAAGUAGUGUAACUACUUUUUAAUUACUUUAUUAAAGGAAUGUAACGGAUUAUAUUUACUUUUGAAUAAUAAUCAGGUUUAACCUUACGAUUGCUGCCAGGACUUUCAAAAUCUUUCAGAAUCAAGAUUAUCAUAAUUUAAUUUCAAAGCAUAACCACCACAAAAUCAGACUGUAGCACAUCUUUGUACUUUGAGAGCAUUCUGAGGUUAAACAUAUUAAAACAUAUUAAAAUGAGUAAAUAUUAAUAAAAUAAGUAUUCAGAUGUAACCCCCUUUGUAAUCUUUAUAAAACAUUUUCAAACGUAAUUUAAUUACACAAAUUUUCUCAAUAAUGCAUAUAUAUAUAGAAAUUAAAUGUAACUAGUUACUCCCCAACACUGUCAGUGCUGAUGUGAAACAAAACAUUUUCUUAGAGGUGCUUUUUCAGCUUUCGUUCGGUAAACAAUACAGUACAUUCAAGGAUGAGCACAGCAAAGCUUUAUAUAGAUCACAAUAUUAUAAGUAUUUUUAAACGUAUCUUUUAUAUUCAGUGUUUAUCGGUAUUUUUAUAUAUAUGAAAGCAGUAUUUUUUAUUGUAAGCAUGUUUUUAUCUCAUAAAAUGUGAACCAUAAUAAAAACGUAUGAACGAGUAAAACAUA
Puntigrus tetrazona (Sumatra barb) is the source of this 6008-nucleotide messenger RNA. It is a transcript of the gene phldb2a, whose product is annotated as pleckstrin homology-like domain, family B, member 2a. Gene Ontology annotation, biological process: regulation of microtubule cytoskeleton organization. The record is from RefSeq and is a predicted model, not a curated record. Gene Ontology annotation, molecular function: protein binding. NCBI's taxonomy places the organism in Eukaryota, Metazoa, Chordata, Actinopteri, Cypriniformes, Cyprinidae. The transcript has 21 exons. Gene Ontology annotation, cellular component: basal cortex. The coding region runs from base 161 to 3799 and encodes 1212 amino acids.